GUACCCUAGGAUUGGUAUUUAUCCUCUAUUUGGGCGAGCGCCCAGCUGACCUUUCGUCGCCAGCAGUCGUUGUGAGUGCAAAAUUUUCAUGGCGUCGCUCAUCGUGCAUCGUACCAUCGGCCGUUUGAGUUUCUAAAGUGUCUGGUCGCCCGCACGGUGUUUUCAUUUCCUAAUUCCAUUUAAUGUGACAAUGGUACCGACAAUGCCCCCCGACGCCCACAAAAUAUCCCUCAAAAUUAUAGAAGCUAUCAAGCAACAUCCAGUACUGUACAUAUCCGAUGUCAAAGGAACUGCAAUCAAACUUCAGGAAUUUCGACAGAAAGUCUGGAAGAGAAUUUCUGACGAAUUAGGAUUGGAUCCUGCUUGGGUCAGACUCAGAUGGAAAAACCUCAGAGACACGUAUUGUCGAAUAUUGAAGUAUAAAAAUCGAACUAAUAAGGGGUCGAGAAGGAAGAAAUGGGUGUUCGAGGAUCAUCUUAGUUUUCUCAAAUUUCCAUACGAACCUGAUUACCAGCCCCAGUGUGUCGAGCUCUCGGACGAGUACAUAGAGGAAAUAAAUGCAAGUGGAAUGAGCACGGAAAACCUGCUAGAGCAGUUGGAAGACCGUAGCGACGAGGACUACAGUGAAUACCUAGAAGUCCUCGAGGAAACGGCAGCAGACCCGAUCCUCCAGGAUGACAGCCAAGUCGUGGAGAUCCUGGACUGCGUCAACGAGGAAGACUUGAACCCAGAAAUGGUAGAGAAAGACAGUGCCACUCUGCAAGUAGAGUCUUACGCUCGAGAGAUCGAGAACAAUUACAUCAGGAUACGUCCGAAGAAGAUGAAGUUCGAUCACGAUGUGCAAUUAGGUGCCUCCAACGUGUCCCCCAAUGAUGGAACAAAAAUAGAUUCAAACAUCAAUACAAUUGUCAUAUCAACAAGUGACCUACCUGCCCCAGAAGACAUCGAAACGACUGAGAAUGAUCAUAACGAUCAGGACAAUGACCACGAAAUCAGCCUGGACCAUUCGAACCCUAAAGAGUGUUACGCCGAGGAACUGCCAAAGACCAGCAUAGAACUAUUCUUCGACAGUAUGGCUCAGACAGUGAGACUACUCCCCCCAAAAGCCCAGGCAGAGGUCAAGAUGUCAGUGUGUAGAAUAGUGACAGAAGCUGAAGUCAAAUAUUCCAACAAAAAAAAUAUCCACAAUGUUCAGAAAUUCAUAGCUCCCCCUGGAAUGAUCCCCAAACUAGUGUUGAUACCCUGCAGUAUGAUCGACAAUCCCAGCAACAGCAACUGAAUGAUCUUACUCAGUUAUUUAUUUGUCACUGCUCAAGUUUGUUGAAAAUGAAGAAAUAAUUGCUGAAUGUUACCAUUGGAUGCCCUGCCAAGACAGCAUCACUCGAGAUCGAGAAGAAUUACAUCAGAAUACGUCUGAGGAAGAUGAAGUUUGAUCAUGAUGUGCAUUCAGGUGCCUCCAACGUGUCCCCCAAUGAUGGAACAAAAAUAGAUUCAAACAACAAUACAAUUGUCAUAUCAACAAGUGACCUAAUUCCCCCUGGAAUGAUCCCCAAACUAGUGUUGAUACCCUGCAGUGUGAUCGACAAUCCC
Molecule: messenger RNA, 1590 nt
Organism: Diachasma alloeum
Lineage: Eukaryota; Metazoa; Arthropoda; Insecta; Hymenoptera; Braconidae
Exons: 4
Coding region: 191-1279 (362 amino acids)
Biological process (GO): regulation of transcription by RNA polymerase II
Cellular component (GO): nucleus; transcription regulator complex
Molecular function (GO): DNA binding
Source: RefSeq, a predicted model, not a curated record